Molecule: messenger RNA, 1485 nt
Organism: Fibroporia radiculosa
Lineage: Eukaryota; Fungi; Basidiomycota; Agaricomycetes; Polyporales; Fibroporiaceae
Exons: 2
Coding region: 1-1485 (494 amino acids)
Source: RefSeq, a predicted model, not a curated record
AUGCACGCCCAGCGCUCAAGGACUCCCCGCUCACCUCUUGCCAUCUCCAAACCCAUCCCCGUUGAAGACUACGCCCCAAUAUCGCCCCCCAUGACACCCCCACGACAGCGCGGUGGUUCCAUUUCCAGUCCAAGGAACUGGUUGUCGCGCACGACCUCUAGUUCUGGGAAUGCCGCUCCGUAUGCGCCCUCGAAGCCUGUCAGAAUAUCGGAGCCUAAGUUCCUCAAUGGGUUUGAAGCUUUCGCUCAACAUCGUGGUGGAGUCCUUGGUGCUGGUGCCACCAUCGUCAGGACCCCUCAGGAGGCUCUGGCUGGACCCAGAUGCAUAUCCUCGUUCACGGCGGAUGUAGAUGAUGUGGAUACCCACGAACAAGACGACGACGCGCAAAGUUAUCUGGCCCGGCCUGCGAGCCCUCCAUUGCCACCAUUACCGGAUCCUGACUCCCCGGUCAGCAACAACGACACACGUUCCAACACGCCCCCACGACCCACACGUCCUCCCCCGGCAGCGCCAGACGCUUCUGCUUCGUCCGAGACGCUGGUGCUGGACUCAGGCGGUGUUGACAUGAGCUUUUUGCGCUCCUCCCUCAAGACGCGUUCACCUUCAUCCUCUGAGUAUUCACCUCCUGUCCCAGCUCUCCCAGCGAACCUUUCUUCUUCCCCACCUCAGCCGCCUUUUGACCUUAUACUCAUAACUCCGGCACCAACAAAUAUGGUGGAUCCUUCGAAGAUAAUUGUCUCGCUGGAAACCAGCACAGUCACGCACCGUACCACUCUGAGCACGUUGGUGUCACGGCCUUCAUUCCUCGCCACGUACUUGAAGAGCCUCUUCCCUUCACACAGGCGUGAUUCGCAAGGCACGGAAUCGAUCUAUUCCGAUGCCAGCGAGGCUGAGAGCUCCUUUGAUUCUAUCUUCCACAACCAUCUGGCUUCAUCGGGUCUCCUGGCGCAGACCUCCUGUAUGCACGUCUUUUUGGACAGACCGAGCGCUCCGUAUGCACAUAUCUUGGCGUAUCUCCGCUCCCCUCCAUCAACUCCUGAAAACCCUGCCGUAUUACCGCGGGCGGCUCAACUUACCGGUAACUCGUCGUCCCGCCUGGAAGCCCUCUUGGAGCUCCGCGAUGAGGCGCAUUACCUUGAUCUUGAAGAAUUAUAUAAGCUAUGCAACGAUGAGAUUCGCCUCCGUCAGAUUCGACCUGCUGGGUUGGGCUUGCAUGUGCGGGGGUUUAGCAGCGCGAGCAGUGCUUCGCUGCGCAGUGUAACGACGCUUCGCGACAUCGUGGAAUACGAGUCGACGAAACUCGGGCGGGCCAAUUCGAAAGACUCUGGGUUCGCUAGCCCGGGUUCGUCGAGAGCCCAGAAGGUAGAGACCAACGUUCCUCCGCGCUCGAACUCUUCUCUGGGUAGCCGGGAACGUGGGCGCCCGAGUACGAGGAAAGAGGGUGUUGGUUCUCUUCGCGCAAGACCGAAUCCUGGUUGGAUAUGA